AUGUUUUAAUAAUCCUAGUUCAGCGAAUAAAAAAAUCAAUCAGGAUUCAAGCAAGGAGUGAAUUAUAAUGAACAAAUCACAAAUAUGACCAUUAGAAUGAUGAAAAAACUCAAAAUAUCUACCACUGAUAAAAACGAGAUCCUUUUCCUUGAUAAACCAAUCACAUUAAUUCAAGUUGUAGCUCGUGUAGAAUAAACUUAAGAUAGCGAUGGCAAAGGAUCUAUAGUUAUCAAUGAUGAUAGUGGUUUUGAAAAAAUUAGCAUACUAUUUUCUGAAGGUGAUUAUGUCAGAGAAAUGUUUAAUAUUGUAAAUAAUGAAGAGCCAAAAACAUCUUAUUUUUAAUUUUUGUUAAGAACUAGAAUUCGCAAAGACGGUAUAUGCUUUGACAUUAUGAACAUUAAAAAAGUAAAUCAAAUUGGUUAAGUAAUAUCACAUAUGCUUAAUAUUAUACAAUAAAAAAUUAAAUAAAAUCAUAUCAGAAAUCCAAAUUUUAUGUAAACAAGUACAUAAAUAGUAGAAGAGGAAUAGAUUAAACCAUCAUAAUAAAGUUUGUCAACCAAAGUAACCAAUUUUAAAUAUUACAAUAGAUUUUAAAUUUUAUCAAAUAGUUUGGUGAUGCUAGUAUCCCUCAGUAAAAGAUUUUUAAUAUGUUUUCAGAUCAACAUGUUCUAUAAGAAAUUAAGUAUUUAAUUCUCGUAUUUAAAGAUUAUCAAUAAAGCAAUUAUGCGAAAAUGGAAAUAUCUAGUAAGGAGAAGGUGUAAAUACAUAUAUGUUAGUUGAUUGA
Messenger RNA from Paramecium octaurelia, 784 nucleotides. NCBI's taxonomy places the organism in Eukaryota, Ciliophora, Oligohymenophorea, Peniculida, Parameciidae. The record is from the annotation of a GenBank genome assembly.